Messenger RNA from Ciona intestinalis (vase tunicate), 2494 nucleotides. The record is from RefSeq and is a predicted model, not a curated record. Lineage: Eukaryota; Metazoa; Chordata; Ascidiacea; Phlebobranchia; Cionidae.
GGCCUAUCUAACGUUUUCACAGUUUAUAAGCAAUGUUAUUAAAAUUUUAGCCAGAAUUUGGUGUACAGUAGACAGUUUAAACAUACGGACACAUUUACUUAAGCAAGACUUUUCUAAUGAUAAUGGGCUGGUCGUGAUAAAUAAAAUGAUAAACUUUGCGUUUCUUGGAAGUUAUUUGGCGGCCAUGUUGUUUUUGAGAAGUCAAGUAAUGACAGACCAACAACAAAACUUUACCGAAAGCAAGAGGUCGUGUCCGAAUCAACCAAUGGGAAUCCACCUCGUCCCACGUGAUCAUGACGUCGACGUAUUUUAUUUGGACGCCACCAAUGGCGACGAUGCCUUUUCAGGAAAGUGGGAAAUUUCCGAUAACGGGACCGGACCUUUUAAGACACUAAGUGGCGCAAUGUUAGGGAUCCAACGUGCAAGGAGACUUACCAAACGAGCAAGGCUCUUUGUUAAACAAGGAGUUUAUCACGUCAAUAAGCGCAUCAAUUUAAAAGAAAAGGAUUCCAAUCUGGAAAUCAUUGGUGUUCGUAACAGUAAAGGAAACAGGCCGUUAAUAUCUGGAGCUGUGAAAAUAAGCGGCAGAGACUUUUUUCCUUUCUCACAGACAAACCGUCACACAAUAUACGCCGCACAUUUUAACGGGACAUGUUCUUCGCAUGUAUUUAUAGGAAGCAAACGUCUCGUAAGAGCAAGAAAGCCAAACCUGGAUAGAUGGACGGGUGCUGAUCUCACAGGGUGGGGUCCUUAUCUUUAUAUGAGGGAUUUAUUGAAACCAACAAAGAAAUGUAAUAUAAGAGGAAGUGGAGGUUAUACACAGCGUCAUUGUCCAAGCGAAAACCGUUGGGGAUUCAAAUUUAGCGAAGGCGACAUCAACCCGAACUGGUACCGACUCACCGAAGCUGAGAUCCUCGUGUUCAAUGCAUGGACGGCGGAAAGGCGAGUAAUUAGUCACGUCGACAUGGAAGAGAACUCAGUACAUUUUCAAAAAAAGCUUCGGUUCCCAGUAGGAAAGCAUCCGAAUCCAUCGGGAUUUCGUUUCGUGGUGGAAAAUAUUUUUGAAGAACUUGAUACGGUUGGCGAAUUUUACUGCGACUCAGACAGUCAAAGAUUUUAUCUGAUUCCGCCAGACGGCGCACUAGAGCAAGAAGACGUGUACGUGGCGCAAUCACCGGUCUUUAUUCUUGGUCGCAAUGUUGAAAACCUGAGUUUCCAAGACCUCAGCUUCAAGCACUCACACGACAACCAUUUCUCGGGUUACAACGGAAGACCUGGUCUUAUACAACUUGAAAAUUGUGAUGGAAUCCAGUUUAAAAGAUGCGAAUUCGCCAACAUUGGUUAUACUGGUAUCUUUACCAAUAUGGUCAAAAAUAUGGGAGUUACUGAUUGUACGUUCUCAGAUGUUGGCAACAUAGCGCUCACUGUAGAAUAUAACAGCGAUCCAACUGACGAAUAUGCACCAAGAAAUAUAAUGGUGAAACAAAAUACGUUUGUGGGAUGUGGUGUUUAUAGCAUGUAUCAGCCAACUUGCAUCCACGUAAAAGGAGUUCAGAAUAUUGUUGUGUCAAAGAAUAACGUCGGCAUGUCGUCAUACGCCGGGAUUAGAGUCGGUUGGCAAAAAGUUUUUACUAAAGAUUACGUCACACCUGGUCAAUACGUAUUCUACGUCACAGAGAACAACGUACAUCACUAUGGUAACGGGAUUUUGAAUGAUUUUGGCGGGAUAUACCUUUCGUCUAAUAUGCAGGACUGUGGGAUAGCUCAGAACAUGUCGAUCUGUCAUAUCCAUGCACUCAUAUCGAACAACACAAUUCAUAAUUCCGAGUCUUAUUACUACGGGGCCAUCGGUGUUUAUACUGACACUGCUGCAUCUUCAGUAUCAGUUACUCGUAAUUGGAUUUACAAGCUGGCAGACUGCGCUGUUAACUUCCACUGUGGACAAAACAACAUCGCUGUGAACAAUAUGAUUUAUCACAUCAGUCCCAAACGUGUCUUCGGUGUUUGUAACCCGAGUGUGGGAGACGAUGGAAGAAUGCCUAGACAGACCAUGACAUUCCAACACAACGUUAUCUACAUUACAAACACAGCAGCUCGCCUUUAUGGUCGGGGUGACUUUUGGGUCAACUCCGUUCCAAAGGUGGAUUGGAACAACUACUAUUUCAAACCGUCAAGCUACCAGCAAUUUACAGCUUUCUUCAGUAAAACAAUGGCGCCGUCGGAAUGGGUGGAAAAUGCCGGAAAUGACGGAAAUUCCGUCGUAGCGGAUCCACUUUUUAAAGAUUUACUUAAGGACGAUUAUAGACUAACUGAAACUUCGCCAGGUUUUAAACAGAAUAUCGAAUCAGUUGAUUUAAGAUACGUGUUAUCUGAUAGUGGAGCAUGUUGAUGGAUUAUUAUUUUUUAUACUGUAUAUGAGUAAGUGUAAAGCGUAGCCAAGAUUUGUACGCUAAUAAAUAUUUACCAAAUGUGUGUUUGAUGCAAAACCUAAAAA